AACAACAACAACAACAACAACAGUUGUGAAACAUUUUGGUUUCCCAACAUUUUGUGACGCUACAUUCAGUAUUAAUGCAGAUUCGACAUGGUUCCAUGUAUUAUAGCUCAAAUAGGGUGAAAGUACUGAAUGUUAUGGCAGAAUCUGAAAGACAUCACAUGAGGGCAUGUUUUGGUCCAAGUGACCAGCUGGUUUUAGUUCUACCAAAUAAGCCAUCUAGUGGGCAGCCUGCAACUGUAGAGAUUCAUGAUGCUCAAAUGCUUGAAGUGCAAAACGAGUUUGAAUGUCGGAGUCUAUUCGCUGGACCUUUAGUGGGAUUGGAUGCACCAAAUUACAAGCUUUUCUACCAGUGCAAGAAGUGGAUGACAGGUACACAAAAUAUUGUUAAAGAGGAAAAGAGACUCUUUGAACUAAUUGGGAAUUUCCUGGAACAUCAUAUUAAGCAAAAUGGAUUAAAAAUGUCGAACUCAUUAAAAAUGUCACUUUUAAGCUUACCUAAGGACACAGGCAGUCUUUGGGACUGUGGCACAACAUGGAGAGCUCAAGAGUUAACUGUUGUGUUCAUCCUAGAUGACUGGUUUGAUAGCUCAGAUUUUGAGGAAAAUGAUGCUUCUCAAAGAUUUGAUGAGAUACUAAAUGCAAGUCCUCCAGCCACUGAUGUAAGUUGUUGUGUCUCAUUCUGGAUGCAGACACUGACUGCAGGGUGA
Messenger RNA from Mercenaria mercenaria, 707 nucleotides. Its product is annotated as protein transport protein Sec16B-like. The coding region runs from base 75 to 707 and encodes 210 amino acids. The transcript has 5 exons. The record is from RefSeq and is a predicted model, not a curated record. Lineage: Eukaryota; Metazoa; Mollusca; Bivalvia; Venerida; Veneridae.